Amoebophrya sp. A120 is the source of this 2361-nucleotide messenger RNA. The record is from the annotation of a GenBank genome assembly. Lineage: Eukaryota; Dinophyceae; Syndiniales; Amoebophryaceae.
CGGAGCUUGCCUUUGACGAUCAGGACAGCAAAAGUAGACAGGAUCCAAAUACGAUGGAGGUAUUUCGAGUGAAGGGGGAGAAGAUGCCGGCGCAUAGGUCCUCUAGAGCGCACCCAGCAGCAGCCGACUGAGCGAAGCUGGCGCCGUCCGUGUGCGAGCGGUUCCUUUUGCAAGCAAAACUGAAGAUGAGACGUAUUUUAUUUUUCAUCCUGCUAAGUUAGCUGCUGGUGCAGCCUCAGUCUUCACUGUUAAUCUGACACUUCCAAACCAUGCGACGACUGGUGGCGUUUAUUUUUGCUUUCCUUUUCGCCGGUGCUGUUGACGCCGUCCAGCUUGUGCGACUGACAGGCUCGGGCAGCGAUCAUGCGAUAAGGACCGAAGAUCACGCCGACAACAAACUCGCCGCAGCCACACCCUCUACCUCCGACAGCACGACGAGAAAGAAGAAGACCAUCGUUCCAUCGACUGCGUUGGACAGCAAUGACCAAGCGAAAUCCUUUUACCAUUUCGACUUCCAGCAGCAGAAAUGGGUGGAAACGGCCUUCCCGGGAGCGGAAAGCUAGCAUGUGCAAAACAAGUUGAUGUAUCGUACUCGUAUAUUAAAUGUUGCCAGUCUUGCAUGAUAGAUCUAGUUCAUUUACCUGAAUCAGCAUGACAAAUUUUCCUUUCGGAUGUCAUGCGAAAUACACUACUACGAUAGGACGAUACCUUUGCAUCAAUGCAUAAAAGCAGCACAAGCACAACACUCUCUGCGGAGGUUGAAGACGAUCCUUCGGCGGCCCAGGUUGUUCACGGCCAAGCGGUAUCCUGAGUAAAAACGUACCCACACCAGAGUCACGAUGGGGAUUUUGCAACACAAACCUAGGAGCUUUGUGAGUCACGCAUGACAAGUUUUACUCUGCAGUGUAGUGCAGGUUAGCAAGUGCAGCCGCAUCACAGAUUGAGCUGCUCAUCCUGUUCACAGCAUCACAAAUUUCAAAACACGAUUGGGAAUAGCUCUCAUGGGGAUGCGCACUACAAGUCUUCCUGUCUUUGCAAAUCUGCAUCACAACUCUGGUGUGGGUACGUUUUUACUCAGGAUAAGCGGGUCAGGACUGGUUAGUCCAGUCCCUGUUGAACUGCAAAUCUAUGGGGGUGUCAGGAGUUGUGAAAUCGACAGAGUUGAAAUAUUGAUUUGUAAUGCAUAAAACCGAUGCCAGGUGGUCCCUAGUUUUCAAGUGGCGCAUGACAAAUUUCGGCACAGCCGCAAUCCAGUUUGUCAUGCUGUUUGGGUAAGAGAGACGCCUUCUGUCGUGCUAAGUUAGCAGCUGAGUUUCUACCCCUCAGCAGGCUUACAAUCUGCCUCCCUUGCCUACUCUGCAAGACAGGCAUUGUGUGGGUUGCGUUUUAUGCAUCACAAACUUUGACGAUUUCAAUCCUGACGCUUCGAUAAAAUCCAACGGCUUUUUCAUCGAGCUCGGCUCCCACGACGCCUCGAUCAUUUCCAACAGCCUCUUGCUAGAAAAAAAGUUCAACUGGCAGGGACUCUGCCUCGAAGCGGACCCGCAGUACUUGUCCGGGUACAAGCAGCGGAAGAACUGCAAAUUAGUUCAGAACAUCAUCGGAUACCCGACCGGGAGGGAGGUUGAGUUCGCUUUUCACCCGCCGGAAACCAACGGUUUAUCGGGGAUCAUCGGGAACAAUUUCGACAACACGAAGCAAAACCUCCAGUACGGAACAUCCGCGCAGAAAACGAGAGUGAUAUCGCUAGAAGAUGUCUGGCGCCACUUCAAUGCCCCGAGCACCAUCGACUACUUCUCGCUGGACGUGGAGGGAGCGGAAAGUUUGGUGAUGGAGAAUUUCCUAUGCAUUGCAAUAGUAUCGUACUCGUAUAAAUGCAUUACAAAUUAUUUCCUCAGCGUGAGAAAUAAAAUUUGUAAUGCGGAUUUACCUUAACAACAGGAUUUGUGUAUGCAUGACUGCAAUACGAGCGCGAUACUUUUGCGCAGGAUAUUUUCCGUGGGACAAACUCCGUUUUCGGGUUUUGACCGUGGAGCGCGCCAAGCCGGAUCUGCAGCUCUUAUUGCAGAAACACGGGUACAAGAAAGUGCGGAGCAACGCGUCCUUUGAGGAUACGACUUGGGUGGACACGAAGGAGUUUUCGGAUUUGACGAUUUCCAAAUUCGCAAACGGAAAACCGAUCGACGAUACCUGCAUGGUCAGUGCCGGGUUUCCGAGACCGUCGACGCUGGUAGGACGAGUGAAAGAUGAUAGAUUGGUGCUCCUUUGGGUCAAGUCCUGUCGAUACCUUUUUGGUCAUGGUUGACGAGAUGCAGCGUUACUCCUGUCGUCCCAAGGUACUACUUCUAAAGGUACAGUGUG